AUGAGAGCCGGAUCUCCGUUUGACUCGCAGGAUCCUCUCCAAUUAAGCCCCGUCUCUCCCCUCAAAUCCCAACAUCAACUUCCAGCACCAUCAUCCCCAUUUCAUCAGGACACCGGCUCCGGUCGGUUGAAGCGACGUGCCUCACAAGGAUCUCUCCUCACCAAGCCUUCUCCCGUCUCCCGUUUCCUGUCUCGCAGUAACGCCUCGCUGCACCUGCCCUCUUUUGAAGAUCUCGGCCUCGCCUCCAAAUCUCCGACCCGGGCUGAAUCCCAAGCCAAUCCUUCCGACUCUCGUCUCCGCGUCUCCACCUCCUCCACCGCAUCGGGCUCGCUGGCGGCUCGAGCGUCCCAGUCAACCUCCGGGGUGUGGGAGACACCCGCCAAAAGUGACUAUCUUUCCGCUCUGCCUCCGACGCCCCCGGAUGACAACGACCAUAUCGCGUGGAACCCUUCUUCCGGCAUGUUGCUGUUCGAGUCGCAUAUGAACCGGGAGCCCGGGCCAAUGGCCAUGGAUGAAGGCCCGAACAUCAACAACUCCCCAGGGCGGGCUUCAGACGGCCUCAGCAGCCCCUCCGAUCAACUUUCGAAUGGAUCGCCCUCGAGCUCUGGUGGGAGUCCCGGGUCUUCGGGCGAUAUGGAUUGUGAUCACAACUCAUGGCUGGAAAAUAGUAUCGAAGCAUCAGUAUCAUCCCUUCCCUUUUCAAACGGUCGCGGAGAGGCUGUGAAGAUAGUCUCGCAAAUGCUGCCUUACCCACGACCGGCGGAUAAGUCUGCCCCGGUCUCAGCACACGACAGUGUGUACUGCGCCCUCGUCCACGCGGUUCAAGAUCGCCUCCGUCACGGGCAAUCUCCAUACAUCAACAUCACACAUGCGGUUCCCGAACAAUUUAGUCUCUCCAACUUACCCAGCUCUCCCCCACCUACACCUCGCUCGCUGUUCCACAGCGAAGACUAUUUCAACCCCGCUGUCUUUUCCAGCGCAGCCGUGGUUUCCGCCUAUCACGAUUUCCGGGGUCCGAUCCAGGCCAAGGCAGCGCACUCUCCGAUGCCGGUCGUACCCCCGUUCACUGUUCAUGUCUCGGUCCUGGAACGCUAUCUCCCCCCAUCGUCGGCACAGGAGUACAAGGACCUGUUCUCGGCCUCCCGACCGUCCUUCCUGGUGGACCGGCUGCACGAGCUGUCUCCCGAUGGAGGGUCAUUACUGUUUGUCUACCCCACGCGCAGGGGAGCGUCGACCUUCAAGUCACAGUACCUGGGACCCAUCCUGGACCCCUUGCUUCGUCAGCUUGUGGUCGUCAAUGAGUUGUCCACCGAUAUCGGUCGGUAUCUGGGCAAGCUCUCCUCGGUCUCCCACAUGGAAGACUUUGACACGAUGCGGAACAAUCUCACCGAGCUGUGUGGCCAGUUGAGCACGUCGUCUUCCCAAUUUAGUAUCGUCGAUGCCCGCAAAGGCAGCGCCCAUUUGGAUCGUGAUCUGUGGACCGAGUGGUACAUUCACCAGGAGAAGUCUCGCAUGAAGGAGGUGCUCAGCGUGUACUGGCAGAAUGGCCGCCGUCUCCCCGCCACGAAGGCUGUGUCGAACAUGUCCACGAAUUACAUCCUGGAGGACAAGGAAGUGACGUCGGCCAUGCUGCUGGGCGAGAUCCUGGAUGGAAUCCGGCGUCGGCCGUACGGCGAGGACUCGAAGCCCCGGGACGGCGUUGAGUUGGGCGUUUUUGUGAUCCGUCGGACUCACUAA
Aspergillus ibericus CBS 121593 is the source of this 1737-nucleotide messenger RNA. RefSeq lists its product as uncharacterized. NCBI's taxonomy places the organism in Eukaryota, Fungi, Ascomycota, Eurotiomycetes, Eurotiales, Aspergillaceae. The transcript has 2 exons. The coding region runs from base 1 to 1737 and encodes 578 amino acids. The record is from RefSeq and is a predicted model, not a curated record.